Messenger RNA from Chaetura pelagica (chimney swift), 1677 nucleotides. It is a transcript of the gene KLHL23, whose product is annotated as kelch-like family member 23. Lineage: Eukaryota; Metazoa; Chordata; Aves; Apodiformes; Apodidae. The coding region runs from base 1 to 1677 and encodes 558 amino acids. The transcript has 3 exons. The record is from RefSeq and is a predicted model, not a curated record. Gene Ontology annotation, molecular function: protein binding.
AUGGCAGCGGGGCAGGAGGAGUGCGCGUUCCUCUACCAGGACUCCGCGCACCCCGCCGGCUUUCUGGACGCGUUCCGGGCGUUUUACCUGGACGGGCUGUUCACCGACAUCACCCUGCAGUGCGCUUCUUCGGGGGUCAUCUUCCGCUGCCACAGAGCCGCCUUGGCGGCUUGCAGCAAUUAUUUCAAAGCCAUGUUCACAGCCGAUAUGAAGGAAAAAUCUAAAAACCAGAUCAGACUUCCCUGGCUCAGCCACGCCGUGCUGGAAGCCCUCGUGAAUUAUGCAUAUACAUCACAGAUCCAGAUAACAAAGGGAAACGUCCAAAGCCUGCUCCAGGCUGCAGACCUCCUCCAGUUCCUGUCAGUAAAGAAAGCCUGUGAGCAGUUUUUGGUGAGGCACUUAGACACUGACAACUGCAUAGGGAUGCACUCCUUUGCCGAAUACCACAAUUGUUCAGAGCUAGAGAAAGAGUCCAGGAGGAUAUUGUUAUGGCAGUUUGAAGAAGUGUGGAAGCAGGAAGAGUUUCUGGACAUUAGCAAGGAGAAGCUCUCUUAUAUUCUCUCCAGAGAGAAUCUCAAUGUUUGGAAAGAAGAGGUAGCCAUCGAAGCUGUAGUUAAGUGGGUUGCACACAAUGUGGAAGAAAGAAUUGAAGAUGUCUGUGAACUAUUGAGCUGCCUCAGAGUGGACUCAGAUAACAUGUAUUUGAGGUCAGCUUUAAGCCUGCAGAAAAAAUGCCGACUUAAUGACAGUAAGAUAAGGUCACUCAUAUACAAUGCCUUGAACCCCAACCUCAAAAGCCCUUCCAGAAGACCCACAGCAGCCAUGUAUGUGAUUGGAGGAUAUUAUUGGCAUCCCUUAUCAGAAGUGCAUGUUUGGGAUCCUUUAACUAAUACAUGGGUCCAGGGAACAGAGAUGCCAGAUCACACCAGGGAGAGCUAUGGGGUCACUGGCUUGGGACCAGACAUAUAUGUGACAGGGGGUUAUAGAACAGAGAGCAUUGAAGCUCUGGACACCGUGUGGAUCUAUAACAGUGAGAAAGAUGAAUGGGCAGAAGGCUGCCCCAUGCUUGAUGCAAGGUAUUACCACUGCGCAGUUUCUGUGAGCGGCUGCAUCUACGCGUUGGGUGGUUACCGGAAGGGAGCUCCAGUGCAAGAAGCUGAGUUCUAUGAUCCUCUAAAAAAGAAAUGGUUUCCCAUUGCAAACAUGAUCAAAGGUGUUGGAAAUGCCACUGCCUGUGUCCUGCAUGAAGUCAUCUACGUAACUGGAGGUCACUAUGGAUACAGGGGAAGCUGCACCUAUGAUAAAAUCCAGAGGUACCAUUCAGGUAGCAAUGAGUGGAGUAUAGUCACUACAAGUCCACAUCCAGAAUAUGGAUUGUGUUCAAUUACAUUACAAAACAAGAUCUAUUUUGUGGGUGGACAGACCACGAUCAUGGACUGCUAUGACCCAGAGCAAAACGAGUGGAAGCAAAUGGCUCACAUGGUGGAGAGAAGGAUGGAGUGUGGUGCUGUGGUUAUGAACGGAUGCAUCUAUGUAACAGGAGGAUAUUCUUACUCAAAAGGAACAUAUCUGCAGAGCAUUGAGAAAUACAACCCUGAACUGAAUAAAUGGGAAGCAGUAGAUAAUCUUCCCAGUCCUAUGCGGUCACAUGGCUGUGUCUGCGUGUAUAAUGUGUAA